UAAUUGGGUAAAUGAUGGGAAUUCCGCCCAACCCAAAAAUUGGUAUCAUACUAUCAUUGUUUUAGGACAUCCUACUACAACAAACUCUACCAACACAGAUUCUUUCUUUCGAAACUUAAGCUGUAAUAAUAUAUACAACAAAGCGGAAGAAAUCACGUUGUUGUCCCUUUCAGUUUUAUGUUGGAGUGGGACUGUAUAAUAAAACCAAAAUAAGGAAUAUAAAUCUAACACAUUCAAAGCUAUAAAAACCAAUGCUCAUCAAAGCUCUACUUCAUCACUGAAAAGCAAAAGAGAGGGGAUGAACUGAUAAAGGUGUCAUCUUGAAGCGCCUAGUGAAAAGAAAAAAAAAAAAGGUGUGUGUACAAACUCUUAGCUAAAAAUCAUGGCUCCAGGGAAGUAUUCCCGGGGUGAAGGGAAGAAAUCUUCUGGUUACUGUUCAACUGUCAGUAUAGUCGUUUUUGUCGCCUUUUGUUUAGUUGGAAUAUGGAUGUUUAUGUCAUCAGCUGUUCCAGUUCAGGAUCGACAAUUACAAUCUGAAUCUGAUGAGACCAGGAAUGAGGUAAAACGACAAGUCGUAAAUGAUGGUAAUUCUAAGCAAUUUGAAGAUAGUUCUGGUGACUUACAAGAGGAUGCAACUGAUAACAGUGGGGUUGAUUCUCAAACUGUUGUGGAAACCCAAGAAGAAACGAGUUCAAAGGAAGAAGCUGAGGCCAAGAAUGAAUCUCAGAAUGGUUUUGAUGAAAAGAAAACAGUUUCUGAAGAUGACAAUGCUAAUUCAGUUAAUGGAGAUUCAAACUCAGAAACUGGAGAAAAAGAGGAAGAAGUCAGUAGAGAAACUAAUGAAGGUGGGCAAGCUGAAUCUGAUGGGAGGGUGGAAAAUGAAUCAAAUGAUGAUCAAACAAAGCAGAAAGACGAAAUGGUUAGUUCGACUGAAGAGAAGGAUGAGAAAAAUCAGGAGACUGAUUCACAACGAAGUGAUGCUGCAGAACUUUUAAAGGAGCGCAAUGUUGAGAAUGGGGCGUGGUCGACUCAAGUUGUCGAAUCAGAACAAGAAAAAUUACAACAAGAUUCCACGUCUCAGAACCAAAAUGACUAUGAUUGGAAACUUUGUAAGGUCACGGCAGGGCCUGACUACAUCCCUUGUCUGGACAAUUGGCGAGUUAUCAGAAAGCUUCCGAGCACAAAGCACUAUGAACACCGAGAACGGCACUGCCCUGAUGAAUCUCCCACUUGUCUUGUUGCUCUACCUGAAGGAUAUAAACGCCCAGUCAAGUGGCCUGCAAGCAGGGACAAGAUUUGGUACCACAAUGUUCCUCACACUAAGCUUGCAGAAGUCAAGGGGCAUCAGAAUUGGGUUAAAGUAACUGGUGAAUACCUUACCUUUCCAGGGGGUGGAACCCAGUUUAAGAAUGGUGCUCUCCACUACAUUGAUUUCAUUCAGAAAUCUCUCCCUAAGAUUGCUUGGGGAAAAAGAAGCCGUGUGGUUUUGGAUGUAGGGUGUGGGGUGGCCAGCUUUGGAGGUUACCUUUUUGAAAGAGAUGUUCUGGCAAUGUCGUUUGCUCCCAAGGAUGAGCAUGAAGCACAAGUGCAGUUUGCUCUCGAACGUGGGAUCCCUGCUAUAUCAGCUGUCAUGGGUACCAAGAGACUACCCUUCCCUGGUGCUGUCUUUGAUCUUAUCCACUGUGCACGCUGUAGGGUUCCUUGGCAUGUUGAAGGCGGUAAACUUUUACUAGAACUGAAUCGUGUCUUAAGACCUGGUGGUUACUUUGUUUGGUCUGCUACUCCUGUUUAUCAGAAGCUUCCUGAAGAUGUUGGCAUUUGGAAAGCAAUGUCCAGAUUAACAAAAGCAAUGUGUUGGGAUCUGAUUGUGGUUAACAAGGACAGAUUAAAUGGAGUGGGUGCAGCCAUCUAUAGAAAACCCAUUUCUAACGAGUGCUAUUCAAAUAGAUCACGAAACGAGCCUCCACUUUGCAGUGAAUCUGAUGACCCUAAUGCAGCCUGGAAUGUGCCACUCGAGGCAUGCAUGCAUGAAGUGCCAGAGGAAGAAUCAAAGCGUGGAUCUCGGUGGCCUGCACAAUGGCCUUCAAGACUAGAAAAAGCUCCUUAUUGGUUAAAUUCUCAGGUGGGAGUUUAUGGCAAACCUGCACCAGAAGAUUUUGCUGCAGACUAUAAACACUGGAAAAAUGUAGUCUCUCAGACCUACUUGGAAGGAAUGGGAAUCAGCUGGUCCUCUGUGAGGAAUGUCAUGGACAUGAAAGCUGUAUAUGGAGGAUUUGCUGCUGCACUUAAAGACUUGAAAGUAUGGGUGAUGAAUGUGGUCCCAAUUGAUUCUCCUGACACACUGCCAAUAAUCUACGAGCGUGGUUUGAUCGGGAUAUAUCAUGAUUGGUGUGAAUCCUUCAGUACAUAUCCAAGAUCUUAUGAUAUCCUCCAUGCAGAUCAUCUCUUCUCAGUGCUUAAAGACAGGUGCAAUCUAAGACAAGUUAUGGCAGAAGCAGAUAGGAUGUUAAGGCCUGAAGGGAAGCUGAUAGUACGAGAUAAUGUUGAAACCAUAAACGAGGUUGAAAGUAUGGCCAAGUCUCUAAAAUGGGAUGUCCGCUUCAUUUUUUCAAAUGACAAGGAAGGUUUACUCUGCGUUCAGAAAUCAUUCUGGCGUCCCACUCAGACUAAGGCGAUUUCAUCAGCCAUUGUCUGAUAGUUUAUUCUGAGACCCUUCCAUUUCAAGGGUAAGCCAUGUAAAAUAGCUAUAUCUGUAAAAUAUAGCUAACGAGUUACCUAAAUUCCAUUACAAGGGUAAGGGUACUUUUGUUUGGCUAGUUAUUUCGGAGAAUCUAGGUACAGGAGAAGAGAAUUAUGAACGAAGGGGAGCUUUCUUCCUUUUUCAUACCACUCUUUGCACCUUGGUUAUAAGAUAAAAUGAUCCCACUUGUUAUACUGAGUCUUAGAAUCACAUUUUCCACCACAUGCUUCAUUUUACAAUUGAGUAGGUCUAUUGGCACAUUUAUCUUUUUCAUUUUCUCCCCCUCAAUCCUUUCUAAUAAAUUAAUUGUUUUCAAA
Molecule: messenger RNA, 3057 nt
Organism: Cannabis sativa
Lineage: Eukaryota; Viridiplantae; Streptophyta; Magnoliopsida; Rosales; Cannabaceae
Product: probable methyltransferase PMT24
Exons: 9
Coding region: 383-2695 (770 amino acids)
Cellular component (GO): cytoplasm; endosome; trans-Golgi network
Molecular function (GO): methyltransferase activity
Source: RefSeq, a predicted model, not a curated record